UUAUAUUCACGGAGGCUCUGCCAAUGAGCUCCUCACCACAGGCUAUCACUUGCAAAGGUGCCAUAUGUUGGGCAAUAGGAGAGGGAGUGAAGGAGGAGGAGAUAGAAGUAGAGCCUCCAAAAGCUUCAGAAGUUCGAGUUAAGAUGCUUUGUGCUAGUGUUUGCCAUUCAGACAUCUUUGCCACUCAAGGACUCCCACAUGCCAAUUAUCCUCAAGUUCUAGGCCAUGAAGGAAUUGGUGUUGUGGAGAGCAAAGGGGAGGAAGUGAAGAAUGUGAAGGUAGGGGAUAUGGUGAUUCCACUGUACCUAUCAGAGUGUGGAGAAUGUGAGGUUUGCAUAAAAGGGAAGACCAACUUAUGCAUGAGAUACCCUAUAAGGUUGAAUGGGUUGAUGGCAGACAACACUUCUAGAAUGUCUGUGAGAGGUCAAAAGGCAUAUCAUCUCAUGAGUUGUGCCACAUGGUGUGAGUAUAUGGUCAUUGAUGCUAACUAUGUUCUUAAAGUUGAAUCAUCAGCCAUUGAUGCAGCUCAUGGCAGCUUCAUCUCUUGUGGUUUCUCUACUGGUUUUGGGGCUGCCUGGAAAGAAGCCAUGGUUGAAGAAGGAUCCAGUGUUGCUGUUUUUGGUCUUGGUGCUGUUGGAUUAGGGGCUGUAAGUGCAGCAAAAUUGAUGGGGGCAACGAAGAUAAUUGGGAUCGACAAAAAUGAGAAGAAGAGAGAAAAGGGAGAAGCUUUUGGAAUGACACACUUCAUAAAUCCUGACAAGUUAUCAGAUAAACCUCUUUCAGAGGAAGUCAAAGAACUAAGUGGUGAAAUAGGGGGAGUGGAUUAUUCUAUUGAAUGCACGGGAGUUCCCUCUUUGCUCAACGAAGCCAUGGAAUCUACUAAAGUGGGAGUGGGCAAAACUGUAGUGGUAGGUGCAGGAGCUGAAUCUGUGCAGUUGAGUUAUGGCACCAUUCUUUAUGGAAGAACAUUGAAAGGUUCUGUAUUUGGAGGAAUAAAGCCCAUCUCUGAUCUUCCUUUUAUAGCUCACAAGUGUCACACAAAGGAAAUUCCAAUUCAUGAACUUUUAACCCAUGAGAUCCACUUGGAAGAUAUAAGCAAAGCAUUUGGGCUAAUGAGACAUCCAUAUUGCGUCAAAGUUGUGAUCAAGAUAUGACAUCAUAGGUCAUUGUGAUCUUUGGGGGAGAAAAGGAACUAAAUUUCAAAUAAAGAAUGACACGUGGGAAAGAGAUUGACAUAAUGCACGUAAUUUAUCAUUAUGCAACAAUAAUAUAAGAUACACCAUGUUAAAUACUCCUUCGAUCUUAAAUACAAGACUCAUGUAGUAAUGUAGUUUACAUUACAAAAUGAGCAUCAUAUUUAUUACUAG
Molecule: messenger RNA, 1367 nt
Organism: Neltuma alba
Lineage: Eukaryota; Viridiplantae; Streptophyta; Magnoliopsida; Fabales; Fabaceae
Product: alcohol dehydrogenase-like 1
Exons: 7
Coding region: 24-1154 (376 amino acids)
Biological process (GO): formaldehyde catabolic process
Cellular component (GO): cytosol
Molecular function (GO): alcohol dehydrogenase (NAD+) activity; S-(hydroxymethyl)glutathione dehydrogenase [NAD(P)+] activity; zinc ion binding
Source: RefSeq, a predicted model, not a curated record